GCCGCUGGGAAAGCUGCUGCCUGAAGCUUUGCAGAACUGCUGCUCCCGAAGCCAUGAAGGAGUCCCGGCAUCGUAAGGACAACAGGCGCCCGGACCUCGAAAUCUACAAGCCUGGCCUCUCCCGCCUGCGGAAUAAGCUGGCCUCAGCCAAGCAGGAGGCCGCCUCUUGGCCAGAGGCAGCCAAGGCCGGGUCAGCUGGAGACGAGGGGACCCCUGUGGCUCCUGGAAAGGAGGCUCCGCAGGUCUCCCCAGGCCUGCAAGGAGGCAGCAGCCAGUACCUGAAUGGAAUCUCGGAAGGCGGUGCCGAGGCAGGGGGUGCCCAAGCCCAGGGAAGCACCGCCGAGGACUGGUGUCCGCGGCUGAUCCGGCGAGCCAAGAAACCCGACCAGCAGAUCUACCAGCCAGGGAAACGCCUGCAGGCCGCCUCCAAGGAGCCCACCGCUGAGGACCCUGCCGGCAAGGGAGAGGGAGGCAAAGAGCCCGAGCAGGAGGCCGGCAGGGGCGGUGAGGUCGUCAGGAAGGCCGACACCCCGGAAGGGAGGGAGCGCAGCCGGAGCAAAGCAGGGCCCCAGCCUGCCUGGGGGGAGAAGGGCAGGCGGACCGAGAGGCCGGGCCGAGCCAAGAAAGGCAGCGGGGAGGCAGCCCACGGCAAGGCCAGCGCCCCCAAGCGCUACUCGCGCUCCGACAAGCGCCGGAACCGAUGCCGCACCUGCAGCACCAGCUCGGCCGGGAGCAGCAACAGCGCGGAUGGGGCCCAUGGGGAGGCGGAGGCAGGGAAGAGGCGGCCCGAGCCGGCCAAGGAGCGCCGUCGCCCGCGGACGCAGCUCUCUGCCUCCUCCACAGACUCCCUGGGCGAGGACCGAGCGGAAGAGGCGGAGGCCUGCAGCCUCGGCAAAGACUUCGAGGCGAGGCGGCACCGGGAGCACGGCUGGCUUCCCGGGACCAGUGAGGGGAGGGAGCCCAAGGGGGGGCAGCCAGGGAGCCGGGCCGCCCCCCGGGGACCCGCCGCGGCGGAGGCCGACCCACAGAAGCGCAAGCCCUCCGGGGCCGGCCUGAGCGACGGCUCGGGGGCGCCAGCGGAGGGGAAGCCCCACGGGAGAGGCCGCGGCAUCCUGGUGCUCCCGGCCCACAUGGACCUGACCACCGGCACAGCUGGCUCGCCGGAGGCCCUCCACUCGGGGGGGCCCCGGCUCCUUUUGGGGGGGGCCAGCGGCAAAGGCGCCCGGGGCAGGGGCCGGGGAGGCACCACCCGCCGGCUCUGGGAUCCCAACAAUCCGGAGCAGAAGCCGGCGCUGAAGAACCAGACCGGCCAGCUGCACUUCCUCGACACCGACGACGAGCUGAGCCCCGUGCCCCGGGGCGAAGCGCGCCAGGCGCAGGCCUCGUAUUACCGCUUCCAGAACUCGGACAACCCCUACUUUUACGGCCGGCCGGUGGGCCAGGCCCCCCAGUACUCCUACACGGGGUAUCCCCUUCCGUAUCAGGUGGGCACCAGCAACGGGGUGUACCCUGCGGCGUACUAUCCUGCCGGCUACCCCAGCCCGGCGGAGCCCGUGCUCUGCAGCCCGCUCCUGGCCAGCCCCCUGCCCGCCGAAGUGGAGCCGCAGGUGCGCAGCCUGCAGCAGCAGGAGCUCGGCACGGUCCUCCGCGAAGCCUGCAACCUGGAGCAGCAGCUGAGCAACCUCCUGUCCCGCGAGCGGCUCAGCCCCGAGGGCCUGGAGAAGAUGGGGCAGCUCAGGGCCGAGAUGCUGCAGCUGUACGAGCGCUGCCUCCUGAGCGACAUCGAGUUCGCGGACGCCCAGAACGUGGACCAGCUGCUCUGGAAGAACGUCUUCUACCAGGUGAUCGAGAAGUUCCGGCAGCUGCUCAAGGACCCCCUGGCGGAGAAUGGCCCGGAGAUCCGCAGCACGCUCCUGCAGCUCCUGGACGAGGGCACCGUCUUCUUCGACAACCUGCUGCAGAAGCUGCAGGUGACGUACCAGUUCAAGCUGGAGGACUACAUGGACGGCAUGGCUGUUCGCAGCAAGCCCCUGCAGAAGAUGGUGAAGUACGCACUGAUCAGCGCCCAGCGGAGCCUGAUCUGCCAAGGGGACAUCUGCCGGUACCGGGAGCAAGGCAGCGACAUGGCGAAUUACGGGAAGGCGCGCAGCUGGUACCUGAAGGCCCAGCACAUCGCCCCGAAGAACGGCCGCCCGUACAACCAGCUGGCCCUCCUGGCUGUCUACACGAGGAGGAAGCUGGACGCCGUUUACUACUACAUGCGCAGCCUGGCCGCCAGCAACCCCAUCCUGACCGCCAAGGAGAGCCUGAUGAGCCUCUUCGAGGAGACCAAGCGCAAGGCGGAGCAGAAGAAGAGCCCCAGCCGCCGGGCCCAGAGCAAGCCGCCCGCCUUCCGGCCCUCCGGGGACGACGCCACCCGCCUGGAGCGCUGGAUCCACCCCUCCCACCCGCGCGCCGGCCAGGGGCACGAGUCGGGCCGGGACUCGGAGCAGGACGGCGGGCUGCGGAGCCUCAGCCCCAGCGACCUGAACAAAAGACUCGUCCUGAGUUUUCUCCAUGCCCAUGGGAAGCUGUUUACCAGGAUUGGGAUGGAGACGUUCCCGGCCGUGGCCGCCGAGGUCCUGAGCGAGUUCCAGGCCCUGCUGGAACACAGCCCCUCACCCAUUGGGAGCACCCGCCUGCUGCAGCUCACUGCCAUCAACAUGUUCGCCGUUCACAACUCGCAGCCCAAAGAGUGCCUCUCGGAAGACUGCCGCUCGGUGAUUCAGGAGCAAGCCACGGCCCUGGGUCUCGCCAUGUUCUCCAUGCUGGUCAGGCGCUGCACGGCCCUGCUGCGGGAAGCCUCUCUGGCAACCACUCAGGCCCAGGAGGGCGCGGAGGACGACGAGGGCAUCAAGGUCUCCGCUUUGCCGCAGGACCUGAAGGAGCUCCUGCCCAGCAUCAAGGUUUGGUCGGACUGGAUGCUCGGCCACGCGGACACCUGGAACCCCCCGCCCAGCACCCUGGAGCUGCCCAGAGCGGUCUCCGUGGACGUGUGGGCGACGCUGGCCGACUUCUGCAACAUCCUGACGGCCGUGAACCAGUCCGAGGUGCCGCUCUACAAGGACCCCGACGAGGACCUGUGCCUGCUCAGCCUGGAGGAGGACCGGCUGCUCUCGGGCUUCGUCCCGCUGCUCGUCGCCCCGCAGGAGCCCUGCUACGUGGAGAAGUCCUCGGACAAGGCUAUCGCAGCGGACUGCAAGAGGGUCACAGUGCUGAAGUAUUUCCUGGAAGCCCUUUGUGGCCAAGAGGAGCCAUUGCUGGCAUUCAAGGGUGGAAAGUAUGUCUCCGUGGCCCCCGUCCCAGACGCCAUGGGAAAGGAAGCCUCCGGCCAAGAGGGGAAGAAGCUGGAAGAUCAGGAGGAUGACAUCCGGAUCGAGGCCUUCGAGGACGACUCGGAGGCUGACGGGAGCGGCGGGGAGCUGGACAUCCGGGAGCUGCGGGCCAAGAAGCAGGCGCUGACCCGGAAGGUGGCCGAGCAACAGCGGCGCCAGGACAAGAUCCAGGCGGUGCUGAAGGACCAGGCGCAGGUGCGGCAGAUGGAGCUGGAGAUCCGGCCCGUGUUCCUGGUCCCGGACACCAACGGCUUCAUCGACCACCUGGGCAGCCUCGCCAAGCUGCUGGACUGCCGCCAGUUCAUCCUCGUGGUGCCGCUGAUCGUCAUCAACGAGCUGGACGGGCUGGCCAAGGGGCCCGAGCUGGAGCAGCGGGGCGGGGGCUACGCCCGCCUGCUGCAGGAGCGCGCCCGCACGGCCGUCGAGUUCCUGGAGGGCCGCUUCGAGCAGCGCGACACCUGCAUGCGGGCCCUGACCAGCCGCGGGAACGAGCUGGAGUCCAUCUCCUUCCGCAGCGAGGACAUCUCCAGGCAGCAGGGGAGCAACGACGACCUGAUCCUCUCGUGCUGCCUGCACUACUGCAACGACAAGGCCAAGGACUUCAUGCCGGCCAAGAAAGAUGACCCGAUCCGGCUCUUCCGGGAGGUGGUGCUCCUGACGGACGACCGCAACCUGCGCGUCAAGGCCCUGACCCGCAACGUGCCCGUGCGAGACAUCCCCACGUUCCUGCGGUGGGCGCAGGAGGGCUGAGGGCGCGGGGCUGCCCGCCGGAAGCUCCGCGGCUCUUGGCCGGCAGCAGGGCUGCCUCGAGGCCUGGCACGGAACGACUGCCGCCGGCACCACCACGCCGCCACCGCCGCCGCCGCCUCCCCGGGACCCUCCAGCGAACAAUAAACGCAGCAUCUCCAACCCGCCCCAGAAUGGCCGUGCUGUGGGGGUGAGAAAGCGGCGGCCCGCCGGGAAGGGGCUGCCGCGGAGGGCUGACGGCAGGCGGGGCCCCCGGGCCUGCGCACAGGGAGGAAGCGCGAGGGUGGCCCAGGGCCGGCCCGAGGCCCUUGCAAGCCGGGCCCGUGUCUGCGGCCCCCGGAGCGCACGGCCGGCCUCCGCCUCUUGCCAUCGUCCUGGGCCUGCCGGGCUCCCUGCAGAGCCCCCGCCCACGGCUCUUUCCCAGCCCCUCCCCUCGACCUGCACCCCCCCCCCACUGUCCCUUCCUGCCCCGGGGACGGGGACAUGCGGUCCCUCGCGGGCUCGCCCCUGGAGCAGAGCCGGUGCUGUGGGCCUCGGGGGUCGGAGCGUGUGGCAGGGCUGUGAGCAGGGGGCGGGGGCCCUCGGGGGGGAGACACGGCAGGCCGCAGACCCAGAGUCGGGUGUCCACGCAGAGAACCCCCCUGGCUGAGAAGCACCGGCGGCACCUUCGAACGGUGGCGGUUGCGGGUGGGGGCCGCAGCCCCAGGGCUUCUUUGGCGCCAUGCCCAGAGGAGGAGUUGAAGUCGCAGCUCCGCCGCCGCCCCCCCCCAGGGCCUUCAGGGCCCCGCGUGCGCGUGUGGAAGGGAAGGGCCCCCGCGGCGGCCUGGGCUCGCGACGCAGGCGGGCCCUGCUGCCGGCUCAUCCAGAGAGGGGCGAGGGCUCCUCGCUUGCGCCCCGGAGCCGGGGGCCGUCCCCCGGGAGGGGCCGCCCGGCCAGCCCUCCUGGCUCUCACACAGGGCUCGCCACCGUGUUUGUUCUGUUGUUUUCUUAAUAAACCUUCUAGGGAACGCU
Molecule: messenger RNA, 5132 nt
Organism: Varanus komodoensis (Komodo dragon)
Lineage: Eukaryota; Metazoa; Chordata; Lepidosauria; Squamata; Varanidae
Gene: SMG6
Product: SMG6 nonsense mediated mRNA decay factor
Exons: 19
Coding region: 54-4124 (1356 amino acids)
Biological process (GO): nuclear-transcribed mRNA catabolic process, nonsense-mediated decay
Cellular component (GO): telomerase holoenzyme complex
Molecular function (GO): protein binding; telomerase RNA binding; telomeric repeat DNA binding
Source: RefSeq, a predicted model, not a curated record